Aspergillus puulaauensis is the source of this 3264-nucleotide messenger RNA. RefSeq names its product hybrid sensor histidine kinase/response regulator. NCBI's taxonomy places the organism in Eukaryota, Fungi, Ascomycota, Eurotiomycetes, Eurotiales, Aspergillaceae. The transcript is spliced from 2 exons. Gene Ontology annotation, biological process: phosphorylation; phosphorelay signal transduction system. The record is from RefSeq and is a predicted model, not a curated record. Gene Ontology annotation, molecular function: phosphorelay sensor kinase activity. Bases 1 to 3264 code for a protein of 1087 amino acids.
AUGGAUACGAGCAAGCACGAAAGAUUCAGCGCUGGCAACCUGAUCGAGGCUAUAUCAGAUAUACACUUCUACGCAGCAGUGCCCAUCGUCAGCCCGCGGGGGUUUACAAUUGGGGCAUACAGUGUACUCGACAGCAGACCAAGAGCAACUGCCCCGAAUCAGAACGAGCUGGAGUUCAUGAAGAACAUGGCAGCCGCAGUGAUGAAACAUCUGGAAAUGGAGUACUCGGCGUUGAGAAACGUCCAGGCCGAGCGGAAGAUGGUGGGACUUGGGAGCUUUGUCGAGGGGAGGUCUACGCUUCGGGACUCCUGGCAACAAGCAGAUGCACAGUAUGCUGCCUCACAGGAGUCUGGGUCGCCAAGAGAGGGCCAACUGAACAUUAAGCAGCAGGACCUGCAGCACUUUGGUAGCGGAGAGGGCGAGAAACGUCUCCCCGUACGCGAACGACCUGCAAAGAAGACGAAUAUCACAACGCCCCGGAUCGAGACAGAGAACAAGACGGUGCGAAGCGUGGCCGCCGGCGAAAGCCUGCAGGACCACACCCUCUCGGACGGCAUUAAGCGAACCUUCUCACGCGCGGCUAAUCUGAUCAGAGAGUCUAUCGGGGCAGAGGGCGUCCUAUUCCUCAAUGCCGAUAGUGAGCGAUUCGGGAAUCUCGUCCGACGGACUGCUCGUAGAGUGUCUGGCCCUGCCCUAAAGGAACCCAAGCACAGUGAUGACGACGAGAGUACUGAUUCGUCGGGGGCAUCCCAGGAUAGUAAUACAGAUGCAGAGUCGGACAGUACGCGCGUGUCCGAGUGCCUGGGAUUUUCGAGCUCGAGGGAGUCGAGUAUUGACCCCGAGGCAGACGCUGGUCAAGCAAUUGUCGUGCCGGAGCCCCUGUUCAGUUCGCUUAUACGUCGAUACCCCCGGGGCAAGAUCUUCUCUUACAACAACAGCGGCUCUGUUUCAGAAGACAGCGAGGGUUCACCGACGAGCCGAGUUAGGCCUGACCAUCAUAGCCACAAGAAGCGCGCGCCCAGCAGACGGCGACGUAAGCCAACGUUCCAGCAAGACGCCCAUAGCCUGAUCAGUAUCUUCGCCGGUGCCAGGAAUAUUCUCCUGCUGCCGAUUUGGGACUCCGACAAGAACCGGUGGUUCGCUGGCACUCUGAUCUGGACAAACGACCCAGGGCACGUCUUCACCUUCGAGGACGAGAUCACCUAUAUCUCUGCCUUUACAAAUAGCAUCAUGGCGGAGAUCCGGCGGCUGGAUGUAGAGAUAGCAGAGAAGGCAAAGACCAACCUGGUCAGCAGUAUCACUCAUGAGCUGCGUAAUCCACUGCAUGGCAUUCUUGGGACUUCUGAUAUCCUGAGUGAUACUGCCAUGAAUGCCCUGCAACAUGGUAUGGUUCAUACCAUUGAAUCCUGUGGCCGCACUCUCCUUGACACCAUCAACAACCUCCUCGAUCUUACUUUCAUCGACAAGUAUCAACGGAGGUCAGCGGGCUCAGGGAAGAAGCAGGGCAGAAAGCGAAGGCCCACGCCUGGGACUCCGAAAGGUCCAGAUGGCUUGCAAAGUAAGGGCCGCGGAGAGCACCUUUCAUUUGGGGAUGUGAAGCUGGACUCCGUUCUGGAAGAGGUCAUCGAGUGUGUCUUUGCUGGCUACAGCUUCUACAAUCACCCUCAGGCACCGCCACCAGCCAUGAUCACGUCGUCGUCGCGGUGGGGAGGCCCAACGAGCAAAUUCGAUCCAGUUGGAGCUCGUGCGAGCCAGGUCACCAUCAUAUUCGACAUCCAGCCCGAUACCGAAUGGACCUUCUAUACGCAUGCGGGUGCCUGGCGUCGGAUACUGAUGAACAUCUUUGGCAACGCGCUCAAGUACACCAAAUCCGGGUUUAUCUAUCUCGGAUUGAGCUCCAAGCAGAUACAUCCGGAGCCUUCGUCCUCGGACUCGCACGACAAAGACGCAGAAUUUGAAGUCACCCUGACUGUGAAAGACAGCGGAAAGGGCAUUGGGCCGAAGUAUCUCCAGGAGGGCCUCUUCACCGCGUUCUCGCAGGAAGACCCUCUUGCCUCUGGAAGUGGGCUUGGUUUGAGCAUUGUUCGACAGGCCGUUGGGUUCCUUGGUGGCUCGAUCGAAAUUGAAUCCACGCAGAAUGUCGGGACGACACUCACAGUACGCACGCCGCUUCCUCUCUCAUCGGAUAAAUCCGAUGACUCCUCAUCCAGUGCCGUUUUCAAGUCCCUGCAGAGCUACACCCAGGACAAGACCAUUGGGUUCCUUGGGUUCGGCGCGAACCUGCAAUCGAGUCGAGAUACGUCUCUUUACUCCUCCCUGGAACGCCUGUGCCGCGACUGGUUUGGCCUCGAGGUUGCCAAUACAUCUGAACGUGGUGAGGAUGAAAGGUUCGACUUCUACCUGGCGGUUCAGACGGAGCUCAACUGCGAAGACACCGAAGGAAGAGACUUGUUUGGUCUAAGCCAGCGUCUGGUCGACCGCAAUGGACGCUUCUCGCCUGUUGUAGUGAUCUGCCAGUCGCCGGAGGAAGCGCACAGCAUGUUCGUUGCAGCGAAGAACAGAAGCGAGACGUUCUACUUUGAGUUCAUCAGUCAACCAUGCGGGCCCCGGAAGCUGGCGGGUGCUCUGGAUAUAUGCAUGAAACGACAGACGGAGCAGCGGUCCAGCGGUAUCACCCCUGACGAGCGAACUCACUGGGUAGAAAUGCCUGAUUCUUCCCAUCUGCCACUGGAUGCUGAGCCCAGUGAGCCUCCCAGUAAUCGACUGAAGAUCAGCAAACGCCCAACGGCUGACACCAUGGGCGAUGAAUCUCACCGAGGCUCGAGGGAUGCCAAACGGCAGCAGGAGACGCCUGAACCAUCCGUCCUGCUUGUGGAUGACAAUGACCUUAACCUGCAGCUGCUGUGUGCGUACACCGAGAAGGACAAUCAUCCUUAUAUGGCAGCCCACAACGGUGCAGAGGCGGUUGAAGCGUACAAGGCCGAUCCCGGAAAGUAUCAGUUUGUCAUCAUUGACAUAUCAAUGCCUGUUAUGGAUGGGUUUGAAGCGUCUCGACAGAUCCGCCGCAUUGAAAAAGAGCAUCGGGCCAAGAUGAGCAAGUCCGAGCAGAAGGCAUCACCACGCACCGUGAUUGCUGCUUUGACCGGGCUUGACAGCACCAGUGCCCAGAAGGAGGCCUUCUCUUCAGGCAUCGACACGUUCCUGAUCAAACCAGUGAAGCGGCCAGAGUUGCAGGCCAUUCUGCGCCGUCAAAAAGGUGUUUAG